CAUGUCGGAUAACCCGGGCCCCUCUCCAACGCUGUCGCACACCAUAUCUCUGCCCGGUCAGUCGCGUCUGCCAACUUCUUCGGUCCCGCUAUCGUCGUUGCCGCCUGCGCUGCCUUCAGCCAAGUCAUCGUCAUCCAUACCUUCGGCUCCGGCUCCAACACCGCUACGGGAUGCCCACGGUCGCGUCCUAAACCCGCGCUCGUGCGUGACCUGCCGAAAGCGCAAGGUCAAAUGCGACAAGUUGCAUCCCUGUUCCAAUUGCGCUCGUGCACACAUCGAGUGUGUCUUUCCCACUCCUGGAAGAGCGCCCCGUAAACCUCGCAAAGUCAGCGACUCACGAGAUGCCGAACUGCUCGAUAGACUGCGCCGUCUCGAGGGCGUUGUCAAAGGCCUCGGUGUAGACAUUGCAAAUCCCGAGUCGUUUCCCGAUCCUCCUCAGCCUGAGUCUCACGUAGAAGCCCGCCCUUCAGAGCGCCCUGAAGUGGCUGGUCCAACGACUGGCAAAUGCCCCGAACCUCCCGAUUCUACACGCUCCAACAAACAUGGCGAAGAAGAUGAGCAGUGGGCGGCANAAAACAGAUACGUAGAUGGAUCCCGUAGUGCCAAUUUCGAAACCAGAUUUGGUCGUCUGGUCAUCAACGAGGGCCGCUCUCGAUACGUGAACAAUUCUUUCUGGGCCAAUCUCAGCAAUGAGGUCGAGGAUUUGAAAGGUAUAAUGAAUCAAGCCACCGACGAUGAGGGCGACGAUUCGUCGCCAGUACAGUCACAGCCUGAUCAGCACCAUGGCUGGAUCUUUAGUUUCAGUUCCCAAAAUGUCGACCUCUUGUCUCUACAUCCCAUCGCUGGCCAGAUUGAAUCGUACUGGAAUGUCUACAAGGAGCGUGUAGACCCUCUGGUCAAAGUUCUCCACAUACCUACCAUCGAGCCCACCAUUUUGGCAUCUGCCUCUCACCUUGCUAAUCUAUCCAAGAGCUUUGAGGCCUUGCUAUUUGCUAUAUACUAUGGUGCUACUACCAGUCUUUCCGAAAAUGAUUGUCUUACUAAAUUGGGCGAGGAGAAAGGCCUUCUCUUGUCGCGCUAUCGAUUCGGUGUCGAGCAAGCUCUUGCAAGGGCAAACUUCCUUACCACAGAAGAAAUGAUGGUUGUACAAGCAAUCGUAAUUUUCUUGAUAUGCUUACGCAGAAACAACGAUGCUCGCGUCAUCUGGACAUUGACUGGUCUUGUUGUCCGAAUUGCGCAGACUCUUGGUGUGCAUCGAGACGGUCUGCAUUUCAAACUUCCACCAUUCGAAAUCGAGAUGCGAAGGCGUCUAUGGUGGCAGAUAUGUAUCCUGGAUGUACGCGCUUCCGAAGAUCAUGGAAGCGAUCCUACCAUUACCUUUGACACAAAGAUGCCGCUCAAUAUCAACGAUGAAGAUAUAUCCCCUGGCAUGACCAAGCUGCCCGAAGAACGUCAAGGCUGCACAGACAUGUCGUUUUGCCUUAUCCGGUUCGAGGUCGCCAACACUUUCCGUCGACUCAACUAUAUUCCGCCUGGUGAACCUAAANAAUGCGGUGAAUUCUUUGCUUCAGUCACACUCGAGGACAAAGAGCGAUGGAUCAAUGAGUGUCACAAGAGACUCGAAGAACGUUAUCUUCGACACGUGGACAUGUCGGUUCCGCUAUAUUGGAUCACCGCUACAGUUGCUCGGCUGAUGAUGAGCAAGAUGUGGCUGAUGAUAAAGGAUGGCGGUAAAAGUCUCUCCGAAGAGACCCGGGAGAAACUGUUCAUCACAAGUCUCGAAAACAUUGAGUAUUCACUGCUCAUGGAAACCGAGUCUCGCACAGAAAAAUGGAGCUGGCUCUUCAAAACGUAUAUGCAGUGGCACGCAUUAGCGUUCCUGCUUGGUGAGCUCUGCCAACGCACUAGUGGUGAUCUGGUUGAUCGAGCGUGGUCUUCGGUCGAGAGGUGUGUCCAAGCCAGUUGGACCGAAACAGCCACCAAGGAAGAAUCGCGCAGCGGUCAUCUAUGGAAACCAUUAAUGAAGCUUCUUGCCAAAGCUCGAAUGGCAAGAUUGCAAGCGAUUCGAAAAAAUGAAGCGAUCAAGCAAGCAACACCGCCAGGAAUGUCUUCAAUCCUUCCUCAACCCCGAAUGGUCAGAGCGCCGCUGAGUGCAGCACAAUUGUCCCGAUUCAUGCGACCUGCUGCGUAUGGUACACAGCCAAUCGACUCGACCGAGCUGAUGAAUUCACCAAAGAGCAUAGAAGCUGUGGUGCUCAGCGAUGAUCCAAUGGACGUAUCACUCCUAGCACCAGAAACAUCAAGGAGCAUAGAUCAAACGACUAUUCCUAUGGACACAUCUGCCAACAACUGUUCGCCACAAGGCUUUACUUCCUUCAACGGCGGAGCACCAUACCAAGGCCCCUCACCCCAAGCAACAACACCAAACAAUUUCCACACCACAAACCACCAGCAAUCUCCCAAUGGCAAUAUCAACAUGAACAUGAAUAUGAACAGCAAUAACCCUACACCACCUGGCUUCUCACCUUUUGACCCUGCAGCAGAUAUAGACUGGCAAAACUGGGAUCAACUGGUGCGUCAAUUUGGACUUGAAGAUAAUGCAGCAGUGCUGGAUCCAACUGCUGGCCAACCUGUCAAUUGGUCUGGCAAUUGGGGCAAUGGGAAUAUCAGUAGUGGUGGUUGGUUC
Messenger RNA from Aureobasidium musti, 2686 nucleotides. The record is from the annotation of a GenBank genome assembly. NCBI's taxonomy places the organism in Eukaryota, Fungi, Ascomycota, Dothideomycetes, Dothideales, Saccotheciaceae.